This is a messenger RNA of Acinonyx jubatus (cheetah), 5020 nucleotides long. RefSeq names its product beta-1,3-galactosyltransferase 6 (gene B3GALT6). The transcript has 2 exons. Gene Ontology annotation, biological process: glycosaminoglycan biosynthetic process. Gene Ontology annotation, cellular component: membrane. Gene Ontology annotation, molecular function: UDP-galactosyltransferase activity. The record is from RefSeq and is a predicted model, not a curated record. Bases 1344 to 2333 code for a protein of 329 amino acids. Lineage: Eukaryota; Metazoa; Chordata; Mammalia; Carnivora; Felidae.
AUGGGAACAGAAGAGGGCACGUGACUCAAAACCAACAGGACUGUAUGUAAACAGACCACGAGGAAGUGGUGCCUGGCAAGGAACCCACAGCUCUGGCAAGCAGGUCACGGGGGUAUUAAACCAAGAGGAGAUGCUCUGCGCAGGUGCCAAGGAGAUGCCAGUGGCGCUGGCCUUACGGUGGGCCCGGGAGGAAAUGCAGCGCCAUAAGCCAAGACCUGUAUGAGCCUGCGGCCACCAAGGCUGUACUUUGCUCCUUGAAAGAGCAAAAUCAACUGUCCGCUUAUCUUCAUGGGUAGCACACUACGUUCUGUACAAAAAGUAAUGCCAAGAUAACUGAACGGACAUCAGGAAGUCCCGUGAAACUUCCUCCUCUCCGCUUACGACAGUUACCUAUCUUGGUAAGCACAAAAGGAGCAGCGCGGCUGAAUAUCUCAGUCAACUGCUCAGUUCCUCGUCCCCUGCCUGCCCCACCAGAAUGGGAUUUCAAAGCGCAGGGGCUUUGCCCCCUUGACUAGGGAGUCGCCCUCCUCUAGAAACGACGUCAGGGGAGGGUGUUAACGCCGCCCCAGGGUGACCAGCUUAAGUGGAGGCGACACUUCUUGGUCAUCCUGGGGUGUCCGUUCAGGCGAAACUAGAUCUCUUGCCGAUAAAAACGCGAACCUUAUUCUCACAGCUCUGUUCCGGUUUUAGGAGUCCCGCUAAGAGUGUUCCUAACACCUGCCACUGACUGAACCGGAAAUCAAGGGCUUUACACGUAUCAUUCCAAAUCUUCACCAAGCCCUACCAAUUAGGGCACCUUUUACAGACUAGGAGAGGGAGUCACCUCGCUGGUAAAUACCGGGGUCCACCCCACUCCCCUGCCGACCUGUCUCCCCCAGCCUCAGUUCCCCGGCGGCAUCCGUCGGUGUGGGCGGAGAGGACAGGAGCCCAGGGUCCAGCGGCCCGAGGGCGCGUCUGCGGGUCUCCCGACGCCCCCCGCCCCGGAGCCCUCACUCACCGGCCUCCCUCCCCUCGCCCAGGAUCCGCCAAGCGGGGCCCGAGCGCCCGUGACGCCUCCGACGGGACGCGCCUAGGCCGCGGCCAUCUUUCUUCCGGGAAGAGGCGGACCAGGAACGGCGCGCGCUGGCGCGACCCCGCCGUGACGACGCCGGCGCCGCCAUCUUUCCCCUGGGCGGAAGUGGCCGCGCGGCCCUCCCGAGGCAACCAACGAGAAGGGCGCGCGUGCCCACGUGACGGGAGCCCACGUGACGGGCGCCCCGUAGCCCUCCGCGUCCGCCGCGGGGGGACGCGGCCUGCGCGCCAGCCGCGGAGCCUCGGACGCCUCCCGUGCGCGCGCGCGCGCCAUGAAGCUGUUGCGGCGCGCGUGGCGGCACCGGACGGCGCUGGCCCUGGGCGGCCUGGCGCUCUGCGGCGCCGGGCUGCUCUACCUGGCCCGCUGCGCCGCGGACGGCCCCCGCCCGCCGCCCGGCCGCGGCCCCCCGCCCGGCGGGCCCGCACGCGCCGCCGCCUUCCUGGCCGUGCUGGUGGCCAGCGCGCCCCGGGCGGCCGAGCGGCGCAGCGUGGUCCGCGGCACGUGGCUGGCGGCGGCGCGGCGCGGCGGCCCGGGCGACGUGUGGGCGCGCUUCGCCGUGGGCACGGGCGGCCUGGGCGCCGAGGAGCGGCGCGCCCUGGAGCGCGAGCAGGCGCGGCACGGCGACCUGCUGCUGCUGCCCGCGCUGCGCGACGCGUAUGAGAACCUCACCGCCAAGGUGCUGGCCAUGCUGUCCUGGCUGGACGAGCACGUGGCCUUCGAGUUCGUGCUCAAGGCCGACGACGACUCGUUCGCGCGGCUGGACGCGCUGCUGGCCGAGCUGCGCGCGCGCGAACCCGCGCGUCGCCGUCGCCUCUACUGGGGCUUCUUUUCGGGCCGCGGCCGCGUCAAGCCCGGGGGCCGCUGGCGCGAGGCCGCCUGGCAGCUCUGUGACUACUACCUGCCCUACGCGCUGGGCGGCGGCUACGUGCUCUCGGCCGACCUGGUGCACUACCUGCGCCUCAGCCGCGAGUACCUGCGCGCCUGGCACAGCGAGGACGUGUCGCUGGGCGCCUGGCUGGCGCCGGUGGACGUCCAGCGCGAGCACGACCCGCGCUUCGACACCGAGUACAAGUCCCGCGGCUGCAGCAACCAGUACCUGGUGACUCACAAGCAGAGCCUGGAGGACAUGCUGGAGAAGCACCAGACGCUGAUGCGGGAGGGCCGCCUGUGCAGGCAGGAGGUGCAGCUGCGCCUGUCCUACGUCUACGACUGGUCCGCGCCCCCCUCGCAGUGCUGUCAGAGGAAGGAGGGCAUCCCCUGAGCUGCGGCCGCAGCCGACCCGCCGCGAGUCGCACGGAGGCCGGGACAGGGGCCCCAAGGCGGCCGCCGCCGCGACGGUCGUUCAGGGCCCUGUGAGGCAGCCGCUGAGGCGGCCUCCCGCCGGCCUUGCACGGGCACGGCUGACGGGUUCUGGCCGGGUGUCCGGAAGGAGCCCAGCCCUCAAGGGGACCUGGCUUCUGCGGCGACCGGUAGGGUUUUCAGGCAGACGCCAAGCGGCGGCGGACAGCUCGCAGGUCCCAGCUCCGGUGGGCGCGCCCAGGACCGUGCACCCCAGCGGCCGCCACCGGGCCUCGCUCGGGAGCAUCUUGUUCUGGGCCUGGGAGGCCCCUGGGACUUGCCAGGGCAGCACCUUACGUCCAGGUAGAAACGUCGGGUCCCUGGAUCUCAGCCGGCAUCGGCCUGGCUGUGAAGACGCCCAGCUUUGGGCGAGCUGGCAGGGCUUUGCCGCCGCGCCCCGGCCUGUCCUCCCGACGUAGGGGCCAGCAGCAGCGAGAGGCUGGAGCUGACGGGCCCUUGCGGGCCUGACCACAGAGAAAGAAUCUGGACUCGUUCAGGGGUGGGGACUGUGCCUUGUCCUGCAUCCUGUGGUGACCGUCCACGUAGGAAAUCACUGCCCAGAGAGCCGCGGCUGCAGGGAUCUGACCUUCGGGCCCUUGCAUGUUGCACCUUCGCUGCGACGCACUCCAGUGGCUUUUCAUCCAAAUUGCUGUAGCCGUAUCGAGUUAGGUUACCUGCUUCUGUGUUUCGUGUUGGUACCAUUUGUCAUGUGCAAGUCUAGGGUUUACACUUGGUGUCACUGUUUCACAGCCUCAGUGGUGUUUUGGUCUGUGUUGCUCCAAAGUGAAUCUGUGAUCAGUGUGCUUCGGCACGAGUCUGUGACUUAUAAAUAUUGUAAAUUCGUGUAGAUAAGAGUUUUAAGUUGGGAGCAUGUGGGUCUCAGUAUAUUUUUUAAAUUAUUUAAGGGAAGACUUUUCUAUCAGAACUUGGAAUUUGUGGAUUAAUCUGUUUUUACAGCUUGAGUUGUAGGCUCGUUGCUGCAUGUGUGUUUAAAUGUGGAAGAAUUCUAAAAUUGCCCAUUUCUCUUUUUAGUUGACACUGGAAAGUCAGUCCCACUGUCUCUUUCUGAGAAGACUCCUUUUAAGGCUUCCUCACGGCCGUGCAGGCCAAAGUGUUCCUCACAUGCACAUCUGUUAUUUUAGACUCUGGGUCCAAGUUCCAGGAAUCUGAACCCUUGAAAGUACCGGUGAGGUGUCCGUUCUGUCUUUAGAAAGGCUUCGCCGGCUGCCGCGUCCUUUUGGAGACAGAACGCAUUUACGUGCACCGCCCCCCUGACCGAUCACCCCUCAAACCUGGACACAUCCUCGGACACUCGGGCUCCCUUUUUUCCCCAUUAAAUGUGAAAGUGAGCGCUGUGACCGUCACAGAAGUCAAAUAGAGAGGCUCCGGGACAGCCGCGAGCCCCUCCCGGUGCAGUGGUGUGUGGUCCUACAGAGCUCUUCUGGGGUCUGACCUGGGUUUGCUGUCUGGGGAGCCUGGCCACGCGGCCAGUGUCCGCAGUGCACCUCGGGCAACGCAAACAGAAGGCACAGACCUCUGACCUGCCACUCUCUGGUGUUCUCGGGCCAUGGAUCGUAAGAGCGGGCGUCUUAGCUUGGGCUGAGGUAACAAAAUGCCACAGAUGUGUGUCCCUCACAGUCUGCAGGCUCUAAAAUCACAUGUGAUCCGCCCCACCUGGGCUGGGUGGUGAGGGCCCUCUUCCCGGCCUGCAGACGGCUGCCUUCUCACCACGGCCUUGUGACGGGAGAGAGCCAAAGCGAGUGCCUGGUGUCUCUUUUUACAAGGACGCUGAUCCCACCAGAGGGCCCACCCGCAUGACCUCAGCUACCACCACCUCCAGAUACUAUCACAUUGGAAGUUGAGGCUUCAGUCUGAGUUUGGGGGGAUGUAGUCCACAGCGGCAGGUUUGGGUUAUUUUUGUUGAAAGGUAGAAGGAUAUCCGGAGUCUGGAGUCUUGGGCCAGAAGGAAGCGGGGGAUGGUCUUGUGGUUGUGAUUCUCCUACCUUUAGAAGGUGGAAGCCGGGCCAGAGAGGUCCCAAGAUCUGACAAAUUCUGAUUACAAGGUGAACGUCGGCUUUCUGAUUGGCCAGUUCGAGCCAGGACUGACCUUCCCCCUGUGAACACCUGGUUCACAGGACAAGGGUUCACAGGAGGAACCAGGUUUGGGGACACCGGGGUGAGCAGAAUGGGACCCUGCCGACCUUUUUCACCUGAACGUGUUGUGUGAACGUCGGGAUCGUCGGAGGAGUUGGCGUGUGCCCGUGUCCGUCCUUCUUCUGCAGACAGCUUGCCGGCACCCACGUGCCGGGGGCAGAGCCAGGCUCCGAGCCCAGGGGUGGACCUCUGAUCCCUGCCCUGCGUUGCAGUCCUGCUGUAGUUUCCGGUUCCUCCAGAGCACACCCCAUGGGAAGGAAGCAUGGCAGCCAUGUCCAAGGCCUCCUUGUAAAAAAUCUAAAAACCCAGACGUGUCUCUUGAGGCGAGGGGGACCUAUGAGACUGAGCAUUCGCUUGAAUCACAUGAAGGUGCCAGUAUGCAACCAGUUUUGACAAAAAUGGAAACUUCCAAUUGUUCAGCUGAAAUCAUUAAAUUUCCAUACAGAACAAACCCUC